AUGUCGUACAAAUUUCCAGGUGUGGCACUGGUCACAGGAGCAGGGGGGACAGGCAUUGGCAGUGCUGUGGCCAAGGCAUUCGUUGAUAGCAAUUGCAAUAAGAUCGUCAUUUCCGAUCUGAAUGAGGACAGUUUGGCUUAUACGCGAAAGACACUGCAAGCUGCCAGGCCCUCGGCAGAGAUCCUCGCUGUGGUAGGGAAUAUUGCGGAUGAAGUAUUUGUGAAGAAAUUGGCCGAAGAGGCUGUAAAGGCGUUUGGUCGUAUUGACUACGCAGUUAAUUGUGCAGGCGUUAAUGCGCCUUCUUUACGCUCCCAUGAAACCUCUCUUGAACUGUUUGACCACAUCAACAACGUAAAUUAUAGGGGAUGUUGGCUCUCGGAAAGAGCAUGGAUAUCUCAGAUGUUAACUCAGGAUCCACUGCCUGAACAUGUGGAACAAAGGGGGGCAAUAGUAAAUAUUGCAAGUCAACUCGGCCUGAUAGCUAGGCCAAAUGCUGCUCCCUAUUGCGCAUCCAAAGCAGCAGUUAUAAACAUGACACGAUCAGAUGCCAUUGAUUAUUCCAAAGAUAACAUUCGGAUCAACUGCGUGUGUCCCGGAAUCAUCGAAACCCCAAUGACAACACGCACAGAAGAGAUCCGCCAGCGUGUAGCCGAAUCCGUGCCUAUCGCACCAAUGAACAGAAUGGGCAGGCCAGAAGAGAUCGCAGCUGCGGUUUUGUUCCUGUGUUCGGGACAAGCAAGUUUUAUUCAGGGGCAUACGCUGGUAGUCGACGGUGGAUAUAGUAUCAACUGA
Verruconis gallopava is the source of this 792-nucleotide messenger RNA. RefSeq lists its product as uncharacterized. The transcript has 3 exons. NCBI's taxonomy places the organism in Eukaryota, Fungi, Ascomycota, Dothideomycetes, Venturiales, Sympoventuriaceae. The coding region runs from base 1 to 792 and encodes 263 amino acids. The record is from RefSeq and is a predicted model, not a curated record.